Scomber japonicus (chub mackerel) is the source of this 1413-nucleotide messenger RNA. It is a transcript of the gene gpr83, whose product is annotated as G protein-coupled receptor 83. Gene Ontology annotation, biological process: neuropeptide signaling pathway. Gene Ontology annotation, cellular component: membrane. The coding region runs from base 1 to 1413 and encodes 470 amino acids. Lineage: Eukaryota; Metazoa; Chordata; Actinopteri; Scombriformes; Scombridae. The transcript is spliced from 4 exons. Gene Ontology annotation, molecular function: neuropeptide Y receptor activity. The record is from RefSeq and is a predicted model, not a curated record.
AUGAGGGCUGCGUGUGUUUGGUUAUUUGUGGUCAUUUGGAUGGGUAGCUGUUACAGGGCAGCAGAAACAACAGCGGGACAAAGACUCAACGAUACCUCACUUUUGGGAGAAAGGCUGUUUUCUUACACGGGACAUUUGCUGAACGUUUCGGGGCAGGUGGAUAACAGGACUUCGGGGUUUUUUCUCCUGGACUUUGAUGAAGGGAUGCUGGAGGACUGGCGCUCACUGGCCAGUAAGAAGCGCCGCGGCGGGGAGUCGCAGGAUGGGAGCAUCAAGGCGCUGCUAGUGGCCUACUCUUUAAUCAUCGUGAUCUCCCUGUUCGGCAACACCUUGGUGUGUCAUGUGGUAGUGAAGAACAAGCGCAGCCAGUCCGCCACCAGCUUGUUUAUAAUGAACCUUGCUGUGGCUGAUAUCUUCAUUACGGUCCUCAAUACUCCUUUCACUCUGGUCCGCUUUGUGAACAGCACCUGGGUGUUUGGGAGGACAAUGUGUCAUAUCAGCCGCUUUGUGCAGUAUUGCUCCUUGCACGUCUCCACCCUCACACUCACCGCCAUCGCGCUGGACCGACGACAGGUGAUUCUAUAUCCUCUGAGACCUCGCAUGACCCCGGCACAAGGCGGUGUUUGGGUAGCUGUUAUCUGGAUAAUGGCCAGCUGCUUCUCCCUACCUCAUGCAAUCUACCAAAACCUGCUGACACUUACAUACAGUGAGGAGAAGGAGCGUAGCCUUUGUGUCCCUGACUUCCCAGAGCCAUCAGAUGUCUACUGGCAGUACACUGACCUCCUGACCUUCAUACUUCUUUAUAUGCUGCCACUUCUCAUCAUCACAGUUUCUUACACUACAGUGGCCCGCCGAUUAUGGCGCAACAAUGCCAUCGGUGACACCACAACAGCUCAGCACGCCACCCAAAGACGAAAGCGGCGGCGGACCUUGGCCAUGUUACUCCUGGUGGUUGGGGUGUUUGCUGUCUGCUGGUUCCCCCUCAACUGCUACGUGGUGCUGCUCUCCAGCCAAGCCAUCCACUCCUCUAACGCUCUUUACUUCUGCUUUCACUGGCUGGCUAUGAGCUCCACCUGCUACAACCCUUUCAUCUACUGCUGCCUGAAUCCCACUUUCCGUCAGGAGCUCCGACUCCUCUUGGACAUGUGCAGAAGGAGACGGAGGACAGUAGUUGGAUUGGAACCAGAGCUCCGCCCUGCAGCCGCUCCCUGUCACAGAACAGCCUGGCCUGACAACCAUGAGUCCUCAAGGCCAAGGCAUGCUUUGUCACACUCAGGCCACGCCUCUUCACAGCACGCCUCUUCCAGUCAGUCCCACAAUCUUAAAGAUACACAUGUGCUCUUCACUGCCAGGCAGGUCCUCUCAGGAAGGACUGACAUCCUCUCAGUGGAGCCUAUCGUGGCUGUGAGCUGA